Messenger RNA from Aspergillus alliaceus, 1603 nucleotides. Its product is annotated as putative inositol 5-phosphatase. Gene Ontology annotation, molecular function: phosphatidylinositol-4,5-bisphosphate 5-phosphatase activity. The coding region runs from base 91 to 1419 and encodes 442 amino acids. Gene Ontology annotation, biological process: phosphatidylinositol dephosphorylation. The transcript has a single exon. The record is from RefSeq and is a predicted model, not a curated record. Lineage: Eukaryota; Fungi; Ascomycota; Eurotiomycetes; Eurotiales; Aspergillaceae.
CAGAACCCAACCUCUUAUUCCUACCUCCAUUGAUCCCUAUAUCCAUUCAAAUAUUUUUCUUCCUCCACUAUAUCUGAAUUCGCACCCAUAAUGGAGAGCCUAAACAUAUACAUCCUCACUUUCAAUUGCGCUCGGAACCCCGUUGACGUUAGCCGUUUCGCUCACCAUUUCUUCGAUGCGCUGCCCCUCACCGACAGUUCAAGCGCCCCUGCACCACCGGACCUCAUCGUCCUAUCUCUGCAAGAAAUCGCACCUAUCGCAUAUGCAUUCCUCGGUGGCUCAUUUUUGGCCCCGUAUUUCGCUUCUCUGGCUCAGGUGGUAGAGCGCGCCGUGUCUCAGCGCUGGGAGACCCAUUACGUCAACCUGGUUACAGAUAAUAGUGGCAUGACGGGACUCAUGGUGUAUGCACGAUCGGAUGUGACGGAACGUAUAUCUUCAAUUCAUACUGCUCGAGUCGGAUUUGGCUUCCAGCAAAUGGGAAACAAGGGCGCGGUUGGGGCACGACUGGCCUAUGCGACACGGGAGACGCCUGACGACACAGUGGAUCUAACCUUCAUCGCUGCCCACCUUGCGCCCAUGGAGUAUGCUGUACAGCAAAGGAAUGAAGAUUGGCGUAGCAUGGUAGAGCGAUUAGUGUUUGAUCGUGUGACAUCAAGAAACAGGGAGAACAUUGAAACAGGGGAUGACUCCGAGAGUACCGCCUUGCUACACGGUUCUACACGGGGUUCCGGCGAUGAUUGUCGCGGUAUCUUUAUUCCUACAAGUUAUCUCUUUCUGGCAGGCGACUUGAAUUACCGCACUUCUAAUGCUUCGCCACGGAAAGAGGAUUGUACCCGGUUUCCACAAGCGGAGGUGGAUCCAGCUGAUCCACGUCAUUUCUCCCAUCUGUUGAAAGAUGAUCAGCUUACCCGAGAGAUGCGACAAUCUCGAAGCUUCCAUGGCCUGUCGGAAGCCCCGAUCACAUUCCCCCCGACGUACAAGUACACGGAUGCUGCGCGCCAGGCCGCAGCAUGUGAAGACGGCUCAAAGGAGUGGCUGUGGACCAGUACACGCUGGCCUAGCUGGACUGAUCGGGUAUUAUACCUGGAAAGGUUGCCUGGUUUGGGCGAGGAAGCACGGGUUAGGCCCCUAAACUAUAACGCACUGCCGCUGUUUCCGACGUCAGAUCAUCGAGCUGUCGCACUGUCAGUUUCCGUUUCCGUGCCGCCCAGGCGACCAGCAGAUGCAGCUCAGGCAGCAAUCCCGUUCCGGAUCGACCCAAGAUGGGAGAGUAAACGAGAUGCUGCGCGGAGAAAGGAGCUCGUAGUGGGUUGUCUGGCAUAUUUGGGAUGGACUUGGGAGGGUAACGGUCUGUUGGCAGCCUCGGUAGUUGGAUUAUUAGGGGCCUGGCUUGUGCUUCGAUCGCUGUUUGGUGCCUAAGAUUUGGGAGCGUAGUGACAGUUGCAUUAAGAUCUUGGCCCGAAACGCUCUGCCCUGCCCCAUGUCGAUCAUUCUUGAUCUCUUGCCCACGAAGAGCCAUGAACUAUGAAUAAUGGGGCAACCUGUUUCACACCUCAAACACCGGAGCUGCCAUCUACCGUGCCCUGCUGGGUUUGAAUCAACA